AUGGGGGGCUUCGGGGCGGUGUGGAGCGCCCUGGACGGGACGUGGCGGUGGCCCAGGCUGUUGCUGGUGCUGAGCUUGCUGCUGCAGCGGUACCUGGGCUCGGUGUUGGACUGUCCGCCCACCUGCAGCUGCUCGCCCACCGACAUCUUCUGCAACAAGUCGGACGACAGCAAGUUCUUCCCGCCGCUGUCUUUCCAGGGCCAAAGCUCUGGCAACGGCAGCGCAGGCAUCGAGGACCAGUUUCAGAAUAUCACCUCCAUAUACAUAGAGAACUGGACUGGUCUGCAGACACUCGGAGACGUCGAAAUGGCACUCUACACUGGUCUACAACGGCUAACCAUCACAAAGAGCAAUCUACAUUUCCUUCAAGACCGCAUCUUCCACAAGAAUCUACAACUACGCUACAUAAAUUUAUCGAAGAACCCCAUGUUGACCAGACUAUCCUGGGAGGUCUUUGAUAAACUGCAGCUUUUUGAACUGCAUUUGGAGGACGUGGUGUUCGAGUGCGGCUGUGGCAUCCGCUGGCUGCAACUAUGGCAACAGCAAGGGGAGGCGGGGCUGGGCAGUCAGGACCUGUACUGUGAAGAUGACUAUGGGAAAAUGUUUCUACAGGACAUGAACAUCAGCAACUGUGAGCUGCCCGACAUCAGCGUGAGUCACAGUAACCUUACAGUGGUGGAGGGGGGCCGGAUCAUCGUCACCUGUAAUGGGACUGGGUCUCCAUUACCUGAGGUGGACUGGCCUGUCGAAGGACUUCACUCGAUCAACUAUCAACCAGAGCCCGCGUUUUAUGAAAACACUCACUCCAUCAACAUCACUUUGGCUGAUAUUAGUCGAGACGACAACAACUACGUAUUAACGUGCAUCGCCACCAACAUCGUGGGAAUGACCAACGCCUCAGUCCUCCUCACUGUGCACUUCCCUCCGACCAUAAUGAGGCUGCGAGAGCCCGAGCGUCGCCAUGACACCUGCAUCGAGUUCACCGUGCGAGGCUCCCCCACCCCGUCUCUGCGCUGGUUCUACAACGGAGAGGAGAUUUCCCACUCUGAGUUUGUGCGUCCAGACAUGGAUUAUUUCCAGGAUUACAUUGAGGGUUGCCUUACCUUUAAAAACCCAACUCAUCGCAACAACGGGAACUACACUUUAGAAGCCAUCAACUACCUGGGCGUGGCCAACAGCACCGUGUACGGCCAUUUCCUCGGACAGCCUUUCGAUGAAUCUGAGCCUGAGGAUUAUGACUAUCUUACUCCCACUCCAGAGACCCAUAAACCAGAUGAAAGGUUUGGUGUCUCCAUUGCAGUCGGCCUGGCAUGCUUCGCCUGUGUGAUGCUUGUGAUUCUCUUCCUGCUCAUCAACAAAUAUGGACGCCGCUCCAAGUUUGGCAUGAAAGGUCCUGUUGCAGUUAUAAGUGGGGAGGAAGACUCAGCCAGUCCUCUUCAUCACGUCAACCACGGCAUCAUGAGUCCCUGCACACUGGACCCCACCUCUGACGCAGUGGUGAUCGGAAUGACCAGGAUCCCGGUCAUCGAAAACCCUCAGUACUUCAGACACGGACACAACUGCAGCAAACCAGCCACAUAUGUGCAGCAUAUUAAACGACGGGACAUCAUUUUAAAGAGGGAACUGGGAGAAGGAGCAUUUGGCAAAGUGUUCCUGGCAGAGUGUUACAACCUGAGCCCCACAAAAGAUAAGAUGCUCGUGGCAGUCAAGACUUUAAAGGACCCAACUCUUGCUGCGAGGAAAGACUUCCAACGGGAGGCAGAACUGCUGACGAACCUGCAGCACGAGCACAUAGUGAAGUUCUAUGGGGUUUGUGUGGACGGGGAUCCUCUCAUCAUGGUCUUUGAGUACAUGAAGCACGGAGACCUGAACAAGUUUCUCAGAGCUCACGGGCCGGACGCCUUGAUCCUUGUGGACGGGCAGCCGCUGCAGACCAAUGGGGAGCUGGGCAUAUCCCAGAUGCUGCACAUCGCAAGUCAGAUCGCCGCGGGGAUGAUCUACCUGGCAUCACAGCACUUUGUCCACCGAGACCUGGCCACCAGGAACUGUUUGGUGGGCAAUGGCCUCCUGGUGAAGAUAGGGGACUUUGGCAUGUCCAGAGACAUAUACAGCACGGACUAUUACCGGGUGGGAGGUCACACCAUGCUGCCUAUCCGAUGGAUGCCUCCAGAAAGCAUUAUGUACCGAAAGUUUACCACUGAGAGCGAUGUCUGGAGCUUUGGAGUCAUUCUGUGGGAGAUCUUCACCUACGGCAAACAGCCGUGGUUCCAGCUGGCCAACAAUGAGGUAAUCGAGUGCAUCACCACCGGCAGAGUGCUGGAGCGGCCACGCGUCUGUCCCAAAGAGGUGUACGACAUGAUGCUAGGCUGCUGGCAGAGAGAGCCACAACAACGCCUGAACGUCAAAGACAUUCAGAAGAUACUGUUCACGCUGAUGAAGGCCACUCCCGUCUACCUGGAUAUACUGGGAUAG
Messenger RNA from Knipowitschia caucasica, 2472 nucleotides. Lineage: Eukaryota; Metazoa; Chordata; Actinopteri; Gobiiformes; Gobiidae. The record is from the annotation of a GenBank genome assembly.